Molecule: messenger RNA, 836 nt
Organism: Moneuplotes crassus
Lineage: Eukaryota; Ciliophora; Spirotrichea; Euplotida; Euplotidae
Source: the annotation of a GenBank genome assembly
AUGAUAGAGAAAGUUGUUUUUAAGGAAGAAAAUAAAUAUGGACGCCAAUGAUUUGGGAAUAUGAAGGAAAGAUUGGGGUAUAAGGGAUGGGCAAGGUAUAGAGGGGAUCAUAUACUGGAGUUUAUACCGAAGAAAUUGUGAUACCAGCAAUAUAAGUUUGAGUAUGUUAAGUUAAGACAGGAUAUUAGAGGAUUGGGCAAUAUUCAGACCGCUCUUACGAAUGAUAAGAUGAAUUUUAGGUUUUUGAAGAGGUUAUUUGAGGAGUCUAUGUUUCCAAAAAAGAUUAAUAAGUGGGAAAUACAUAGUUCACCUUUAAUCAAUAAAUUCAUUCUUAGAGCAGGAAUUAAAAAUAUAUGUCAAAAUGCAAGCAAUGUUACUCAAAGACUUGCUUUGUUACAUUUUAGACUUGGCCCAACUCAUGUUGAUAAAAUCAUUAUGUCAGGAAGGCAUCUCAAAUUUAUCUUCUUUUAUUUCUGUGAAAUUGCGAAUCAAAAGGGACGCAGAACUUUCAAAACUUACAACAUGUCAUCGUCAGGGUUAGAAAUACAAAUAAGUAACUGUCACCCUUCCCAGUCAUCAGAAGAGAAGCCAGCUCUCAGAGUAAUCAAGAACAUCAUGAAUGGCAUCAUGAAUUCAAGACUUCAUCCAUUGGAAUCUCAAAUCCCCACUUGUAAUAUAGUGAAGUUUAUCAAAUUCUUUAACAUGACGCCUUGCACUGCAGAAGAGAUUGAUCGGGAGGUUAAUUACCCUGAACUUAGGGAUAAAGUUGUAGUCACUAAAUAUGAGGUUCUGUUCAACCUUCAGUAGCAAACAUUGAGAAUAUAUGCCAUAUUAGU